Messenger RNA from Chroicocephalus ridibundus (black-headed gull), 2003 nucleotides. It is a transcript of the gene SLC27A5, whose product is annotated as solute carrier family 27 member 5. The record is from RefSeq and is a predicted model, not a curated record. The transcript is spliced from 10 exons. Gene Ontology annotation, molecular function: long-chain fatty acid transmembrane transporter activity; long-chain fatty acid-CoA ligase activity. Bases 123 to 2003 code for a protein of 626 amino acids. Gene Ontology annotation, cellular component: endoplasmic reticulum. NCBI's taxonomy places the organism in Eukaryota, Metazoa, Chordata, Aves, Charadriiformes, Laridae.
GGAGCAAAGAAAACAAACCGCCCUAAUCCCGGCAACGCCGUGGCAAAACCCCGCCGGGCGCCGGCAACCGGGGCAAGGUGCGCUUCGGGGCGGACCUUGGCCACCGGCACCCAAGCCUGACCAUGCCGGCGCUGGGGAUCGUCACGGCGGCGGUGGUGGGACUGGUGGUGCUGGCGGUGCUGGUGCCGGCGGCGACGACGCGUUUGGUGCCUUUCUUCUGGGCUGACCUGGUGGCUUUCAGCGGCUUGGUGGGAUCGUCCAUCCGAUGCCGGCGCCGGUUGAACCGCCGUCCCCCCGUCACCCUCCUGGAUGUCUUUCGGGAGCACGUUCGCCGCCGGCCCCGUUGGCCGUUGAUCCUCUUCCAGGAGGAGGUUUACACCUACGAGGACGUGGACCGACGGAGUAACCAGGCUGCCCGACUCCUCGCCCGCCGCCUGGGGCUGGAACCGGGCCGGACGGUGGCCGUCUUCCUCCCCAACCACCCCACCUACGUCUGGACCUGGUUGGCCUUGGCCAAGUUGGGUUGUCCCAUGGCAUGUCUCAACUGUAACGUGCGGGGGCGGGCGCUGCAACACGCCUUGGCUGCCGCCGGGGCCACCGUCGUCCUCUCCAGCCCCGAGCUCCAGGCGGCCGUGGAGGAGGUGCUGCCAGCCCUGCAGCGCGAUGGCAUCCGCGUCUUCUACCUCAGCUCCACCUCGCCCACGCCGGGUGUGGAGGCCCUGCUGCCUGCCAUCGAGGAGGUCUCCCAUGAGCCCCUGCCUGCCCACCACCGUGCUGGCGUCACCGCUGACUCCAAGGCCCUCUACAUCUACACCUCCGGCACCACCGGACUACCCAAGGCAGCGGUGAUCACAGAGCUGAAGCUGAUGAUGGUGGCCAACUUGGGUCGGCUCUGUGGCCUACGGCCUGAUGAUGUCAUCUACACUACGCUACCGCUCUACCACUCGGCUGGGCUGCUCAUCGGGGUGGGAGGGUGCUUCGAGGUCGGAGCCACCUGCGUCCUACGGGGCAAGUUCUCCGCCUCCCAGUUCUGGGAGGACUGUCGCCGCUACAACGUCUCCGUCAUCCAGUACGUGGGCGAGCUCAUGCGCUACCUCUGCAACACGCCCAAGCGCCCCAAUGACCGGGAACACAGGGUGCGCAUGGCCUUGGGCAAUGGCCUGCGGGCAGAGGUGUGGAAGGAGUUCCUCCAGCGCUUCGGGCCCGUCUCCAUCUGGGAGUUUUAUGGGGCCACCGAGGGCAACGCCGGCUUCAUCAACUACACUGGCAAGAUCGGGGCCGUGGGCAGAGCCAACAUCUUCCUCAAGACUUUUGCUCCCUUUGAGCUGAUCAAGUACAACGUGGAGGAGGACGAACCCGUCCGGGAUGAGCGAGGUCUCUGCAUCCGAGUCGGCCCCGGCGAGACGGGGCUGCUGGUCAUCAAAAUCACCAAGAACACCCCGUUCCACGGCUACGCCGGUGAUUCCAAGAAGACAGAGAAGAAGGUCUUGAGGGAUGUCUUGGUCAAAGGCGACGCCUUCUUCAACAGCGGUGACCUCCUCAUGAUAGACCAUGAAAGAUUCGUCUACUUCCAGGACCGCGUCGGAGACACUUUCCGUUGGAAAGGUGAGAAUGUGGCCACCACAGAGGUGGAGGCUACUCUUGCCAUGAUGAACUUCAUCCAGGAGGUCAACGUCUAUGGAGUGGCCGUGCCAGGGUGCGAGGGGAGGUGUGGCAUGGCGGCCAUCCGCCUGAAAGCCGGGGCCAGCUUUGAGGGCCAGGACCUCUACGCCUUCACCGGGGACACGCUGCCCGCCUACGCCGCCCCCCGCUUCGUGCGGAUCCAGGACACCCUGGAGAUCACGGGGACCUUCAAGCAGUGCAAAGGCAACCUCGUCAAAGAAGGCUUCGACCCCAACAUCAUCAAAGACCCCCUCUUCUUCCGCGAUGACAAGAAGAAGUCCUACGUGCCCUUGAACCCCGACACCUACGCCGCCAUCAUGGACAGGAAGCUCAACCUGUAG